UUUAAAUUAAAACACAUUUUUCAUCAUAAUGUGGGAAAUAGCAAUUUUGUCCACAAAAGAUUGGAUAUAACGGAUGAUUUCAUUGAAAAGAAUAAAUUAAACGACGUGCACACUUUCAACCAUCUAAUCCACCAACGAUCCAAGAAUAUUGAUUUAAACAAUAAAAAGUUUUUUCACAGCGAUAACAACGAUUGGCCAGAGUUGUAUAAAAAGUUUUCGCCAUGGACAAUUCAACUACCCAUCAGUUCCAUCGACAACUACAAGACCAAAAAAUUUGGCAGAAACGAUAACGAUGUGAUGGAUUAUCUAAAUGCAAUUCAUAAUAAUAAUAAUAACAAUAACUACAAUAACAUUUUUGACAACGAGGACAUGUUCAUUCAAGAUAAACUAAAACUAAACUGGGACAAUAUCAAUAUGAAGGUUCCCAACGUCAGUGAUACGUUGACUAUCCUAACUUUGGCGUUAAUGUCUGGAAAUGCGUAUGUUGAGACUCCCCAUAAAAGCGCAGAUUGGUACAACAUCUCUGAUCCCAGAUGGGACGAUCGAAACACCUCAAGACACAAUCACCAGGGGUUUGGGUGGAUGACUGAGGGUGUCAGAGGACAUGUUUUUGUUGAUAAUAAAAACGAGACUGUGGUGAUAGCCAUCAAGGGAACAAGCUUUGCAGUGCUAGCCAGAAGAGACAAAGCGAUGAAGAACGACGCAAAGGACACUGUGGGAAUGGACAAGAUCAACGAUAACCUCCUCUUCAGCUGCUGCUGCGCCAGGGUCAGCUACAUGUGGUCGACAGUGUGCAAUUGCUACAAGAGCUCGUACAACUGCGACCAGAAAUGCCUUGAGAAAGAGCUCUAUCGCGAAGACCGGUACUACAGAGCUGCGUUGGACAUAUAUUCGGAGGCGUCGAAGCUUUAUCCCAACGCAAAGACGAUCUGGGCGACUGGACACUCGCUCGGCGGGUCGUUAGCGGCGUUAAUCGGACGGACGUUUGGGUUGCCGGUGGUGGCGUUCGAGGCGCCGGGCGAGUUGCUUGCCACACGGAGAUUGCACCUUCCAAUGCCGCCCGGCUUGCCGUUCGAGUACGAGCACGUCUGGCACGUGGGUCACACGGCGGAUCCGAUCUACAUGGGCACGUGCAACGGGGCCAGCAGCAGCUGCUCGGUGGCGGGCUACGCGAUGGAGACGCAGUGCCACACGGGCAAGCAGUGCGUGUACGACGUGGUGACGGACAAAAACUGGAACGUGAACAUCAUGAACCACCGGAUCCGAGUGGUGAUCGAAGAGGUGCUCAGCGUGUAUAACGCGGUGCCGGAGUGCGCACCUGCACCGCCCUGCCGUGACUGCUUCAACUGGCGCUUC
Ascoidea rubescens DSM 1968 is the source of this 1356-nucleotide messenger RNA. RefSeq names its product lipase family protein. The annotation marks the transcript as partial. Gene Ontology annotation, molecular function: glycerophospholipase activity. Lineage: Eukaryota; Fungi; Ascomycota; Saccharomycetes; Ascoideales; Ascoideaceae. The transcript has a single exon. Gene Ontology annotation, biological process: piecemeal microautophagy of the nucleus; neutral lipid catabolic process; multivesicular body membrane disassembly. The record is from RefSeq and is a predicted model, not a curated record.